This is a messenger RNA of Microsporum canis CBS 113480, 2685 nucleotides long. RefSeq lists its product as hypothetical. NCBI's taxonomy places the organism in Eukaryota, Fungi, Ascomycota, Eurotiomycetes, Onygenales, Arthrodermataceae. The transcript is spliced from 5 exons. Bases 1 to 2685 code for a protein of 894 amino acids. The record is from RefSeq and is a predicted model, not a curated record.
AUGGAUUUAAAGCAGAGACGUUGCUUGAACGGCAAGCAGAUGGCUGAGCGGCCUAGUUCUCGUCUACACACGCUGAAUGAUGGUGUACAUAUACCUGCUGAAUACAGGCACAUACCUAGACACACCAAAGAUGCAGACGGAGCACAGAGAAGCUCGAGUGCUGCGGGAUCGCCCUUCGUCAACCCAACCUCGACUCUCCUUCAGAACCUGAUCAAUGAACAACGCGCCUCCCGAGGUCCUCGAGCCAGCUCGGCCUGUGAACACCACCAGCAGCACGUCGAAAGCGGCAGCCCUCCGGCCUCCAACACGGCUGUAAACUCCGACCAGCUCGAGGACUCACCCUCGGAGAAGCAGCGCAAGAUAAACAAUGCAUUGUCAGCUGGUCUCAAACAGCCUCGCGAGAUGGGGUUCAGGGAAAUGGACCAGUAUGUAUCCAAAUUGAACAAGCUCAAUUUCGACUUGAAGCUCGAGGUGUUCCACCGUGCACAGCAGGUAGCUUCCCUGGAGAAGAAGCUGGAGAAAAUGCAAGAACUAGAAGACCAGGUCCAGCAGAUGGAGCUCAUGGAUCAGGAAUUGCAGGAGCUUCGCGCCACAGAGGAGGAUAACCAACGUCUCAGAGAGUCAAAUGAAGAACUCAGAUCAGAGCUCGACAAACGAGACCAGGCUGUGAACGAGGCUGUCGAAUUGAUAUGCCAGCUGGAAGCGAAACUAGAGGCUGUCGAGGCCCAGAAGGAAGAAGAGGACAGGCCCUCAACCGCCAGGCCGUACUCUAGUGAUAGUACCGCUGCUGUCUUCGCGAGCGGCUCGCCCAAGGCUCUUACGCCCAAGAACAAGAUCAUUCUAGAUGUUCCCGAGAGAACUUCUUCACGCAGAGACGUACGGCCUUCGAGAUCACGCAGUGUCUCCAAUCAAGUUCAGGCCCAGCUUCAGACUCCUACUGCGGCCUCUAGACGGCCACAGCGCCAGCCUUCGUUUCUUCGUGGUGAAGAUGAUAGUACCAGCGUGCUGAGAAAUGUAUAUAUGACCGAUGCUGCGGAUAGGUCGCGAACAACGUUCAAUGCCUUUUCUGCACGAGGGACCGUCUUAUCGGACGACGGCACUCACGAGAUCGAGUCUCCCAGAUUGAGCGCCUUGAGUGAAUGCAGCUAUCUGGACCCGCCACAGAGUCCAUCAGACCCAUAUGGACCCGGCCGCUCCAAGUUAAAAGUCAAUACAAACCACCCGGCCGCAACAAUGGCAGUGGAAGACCCUCCGUCUCCUCUGGAACUCGCUCACAACGCAUCUAAACCCCCAACUAGCCUCUCCCGUAUCGAACAGUGGAUGCAGCCUAAGGACACCGAAAUAGCCAGGCUGUCCAAACCAAAGGAGAGCAAUCUUCCGGCGGAUACAAUUCUACGGACGCCAACGAACAACCAAUUUGGUUUGCCGGGGGCCAAACGGCCUUCAAAGGCGUACAACUUUGACCAUCCGUCUCUAGUCAUUCCGCAGUAUAACGCUGCCAGGCUCCCACCCACGCCAGAUACAAUGAGCACUUCAUACGCUGACUUGCGCAACAAAUCAAACACAAGUAUCAUUGCCGAACGAAGCAGAUACGAUAGGUCAAUUACUAUCGGCCGCACACUCUCCAUUGACCGGACACUGGGACGUCGUCGAUCAGCAAACGAUGUUACAACUACACGGCCUAGCACUGCAGAGACCGUCCUUUCCGACGGUCUAGAGACAUGGAGCGACUCGACUCAGCCGCCCUUUAUCACGGACGAAGAAUAUCAAAUGGCAAGCAUGUUCCCAUCCUUUGCUUAUACCCACCGUCCAUCUACCAGGCCUUUCGACCCUGUCGCCCAUGCCGGCGCUGUCAAUGAGCUAGGUGUAAUUAUACCCAAAAACAGGAACCGCCAGGUACAUGAAAGACCUUCCCAUGGGCAAAUUCGAAAGGUCUCAAAUGCUCCCUCCCUCACACCUGAAGAUUGGCUGGAAGCUGCAUUGCCUGCUUCUUCCAACGACGGAGAUACCACACCAGGCCAACAUAAGCCUUCAGAGCCAACAGAUCAUCAAGAUCCAGAAGAUGUACAGCAAACACCGCCGAACAAUGGCUUCCGCAACCGUGGUGCCCGCGUCUUUUCUGAGCUCCAGCCUCGUCGACGCCUCAACUUACGUCCUCCUUUCUUCAGCCGCACCCCGGCUCAUUCUCCUACAAAUGCAGUAAGAAGCAAUUCCAUAGCAGGCCUUACACCCUCCUCCACCAAACAUUCACCGGUAACUGCAUCUGGAACGCUUCUAAACGAGCAUCAUCAUCAAACCCCCUCGCCCAACAUAGGAGGCACAGCUCGCCGACCAAGAACUUCAGAAGCAAACGAGCAUAAACGACGUAGCUCGCAUAGUUUCUUCGGCUGGAUAAAAGGAUCUACUACCGCCAAGGAAGCUGACCCAUCCCAAACUCCACCUGCCACAGCUACUUCUACAAUGUCAGCAUAUGCACAGUCUCAUGUGGAGCCGCAGCAGUCACAUACACAAAUGCAGAGAAUACCCGUUCGAGGAGGCGCUAGACCCGGCUCAGCACUCGCAUUUACCAAUGAAUUCUCCAGUUCUCCUAUAGAUAUGGACCCUCUCUCUGCCUCCAUGCAUACGGUCGAGCCAUCCGAUCGACGCCCGCGCUUUUCUGUCUCCGUCCGACGAACUCGCAAGUGA